Molecule: messenger RNA, 651 nt
Organism: Homarus americanus (American lobster)
Lineage: Eukaryota; Metazoa; Arthropoda; Malacostraca; Decapoda; Nephropidae
Product: ADP-ribosylation factor 3-like
Biological process (GO): vesicle-mediated transport; intracellular protein transport
Cellular component (GO): cytoplasm
Molecular function (GO): GTPase activity; GTP binding
Source: RefSeq, a predicted model, not a curated record
GCCAGCGUGGACCAGAUAGUGUGGUCAAGCGGUGUGUGUGAGACGUCAGCCGUUGUGUGGUGUAGGACCGGAAAACUACACAUCGCUAACGUGGACCAGCAAACGUGGCUAGCCAACAUGGACUGGUGUCCCAUAUAUAAAACCGAGGCGGCUGUAGAUCUCAAUCAUUACUUUCUGAGCUCUACACAUUCACCAUCUCUUAAGGAGUGCGCAAACUUGCUUCUUAUAACCCCAGCCGUGUAUUUGACGUAUUAAACUACACACAAAACACCUUUAAUACGUUGCAGAAGUGAGUUUUUUCGUCGACUGAAGUCAAACAUCAUGGGAUUAAUCUUGAGCCGUAUCCUAGCGCUGGUGCAGAGCAAGAAGCCCUGCAGGAUCCUCAUGGUGGGGCUGGACGGUGCAGGGAAGACUACGGUACUUUACAAGCUUAAACUGGGAGAAGUCGUCACCACCAUCCCAACUAUUGGUUUCAAUGUGGAGACGGUGGAGUACAAGAACGUCAGCUUUACUGUGUGGGAUGUGGGCGGCCAGGAAAGAAUUCGGCCUCUGUGGAGACAUUACUUCCAGAACACGUCAGCCAUCAUAUAUGUGGUGGACAGCAACGACCCCGAUCGUCUGGCAGAGUCUCGCGAGGAGCUGGAGUUGGUG